GCGGAGUUCUUCGCAACCAUUUGCCGAGACAGCGCAGAGGUGGUGGCGGAGGAGGUGGUGGCGGCGGGAGCUGCCCUGGCCAGGAUACGGCUCAUGGAGGUGGAGGACGUUGCCGCCGCCAGACUAGCUGCGGCGGCUGCCGCUGCUGUUGGGGGCGGUAACGUGGACAGCAGCCAACCUGCCACCGCAGCGUCCCCACAGCAGCCGCCUUCGCUGUCACAGCAGCAGCAGCACCCACAGCUGCUGUUGCAGCAGCAGGCGGCGACGGAGCGGGAGGUGGAGGCGGAGGUGCCAGUGGUGUCGGGAGUGAGCUUCCGUUGCUUGUGCGGCGUUUCAACCAGCACAGGCGCACCUCACGUUCCUCCAGCAACUCUAGCCCUUGCUCGCAUCUUCCUCACCUGCCCGAAGCUCCUAGCCGGCAAAUCCGCUCUACAGCUAGGACCAGCAGCCCCUCCUGGUCCGUACGGCAGCAUUAGUUGCGGUACGGCCUGCCGUACAUUGCCCAACGCUCCGCCGACUGCGGCUGCUGCUGCUGCUCUACCGGCCAUGGCUGCCGUACGCAGCUCAGCUCGUCGCGUCGUGGUUUCGGAGCCAAGUCGUGAGGGCCUUUCGGCGGUGGCGUCGGACCUCCGCCGGAACUCGCAUUCCCUGGUCAUUGAGCGCGUACGGUUGUCACCAUUAGAUUGGGUCGCAUCGGCCGCUGCCAGCAGCGGUGCCAGCCCUCUACCUGCAACAACCGUCGGAGGUGGUAUUGCCAGCGGCUAUACGUAUGUAUCCGGAAAAGUACGGCAGGUACGGGAUCUCCUUCAAAUUCAGCCCGGUGGGUACGACAUAAUAUACUCCGCGGAUCCCCUUUCGGAUCUCACAGCGGCCGCUGCGGCUGCUGCGGAGACGUCUGCGCAAGAGACUGCGGUCGCCGCGGCCCGGGGCCUGUUUGAGACCGCAGGGCAGCUGCUGAACAACAGGUCAUCGUCCGAACAGCAGCAAGCAGGAGCCGGCAGCGGUAAGCUGCUACUGCUUUGCUUUCCAGGCUCGUGGGCCGCGUCUCAUGGGCUUGGGUUUGCAGCUCUCGCCGGGUUGUAUGGCUGGGAGCUAGUGGUUUC
This is a messenger RNA of Astrephomene gubernaculifera, 1103 nucleotides long. The record is from the annotation of a GenBank genome assembly. Lineage: Eukaryota; Viridiplantae; Chlorophyta; Chlorophyceae; Chlamydomonadales; Astrephomenaceae.